AGAGUCUCUGUGAUGGGCGAGGACCUGGCCUUUACGGAGGCAUUCUAUACAUAUGUCUGGAGGGCUCUGAGCGCUGCGCUAAGCCUGUACAGCUCACAGCCAAAGUAGCUACUGCGCCUGCUUGUCCACAAUAGCGGCAGCCGGAGCAGAUGCUUUCAGCGCUCUUAUCUGGCUGUGAUUUUCUCUCACUUAGGGACAAAGUUCUGUAAUCAGAGCUCACAGAUUUAUUUUCUCUCCACUGUUAAAGCCUGACCUGUGAAGAUCUUGUGUCAGAAAGCGAGGCUUGAGCCAAGUUCUUGGGAGCUGCAAAGGAUUUCUUUGCCCUUUUUAUUUUUUUGUUGUUGUUCUUUUUUUUCCUUUUUGGAGAUGUGUAUUGGGGAAAGGCUUUGCUUUUGAAGAGACACUGUACAGCUCUUGCCAAGAAUGUGUGACACUUUCCAAUUUAAUGGCAGACCUUGAAGUGUAUAAAAACUUGAGUCCAGAAAAAGUUGAAAGAUGCAUGAGUGUGAUGCAGUCUGGGACACAGAUGAUCAAACUGAAGCGUGGGACCAAAGGUCUUGUUCGGCUCUUUUACCUGGAUGAGCACCGGACCCGGCUCCGAUGGAGACCCUCCAGGAAGAGUGAGAAGGCAAAAAUCCUCAUUGACUCCAUUUACAAAGUCACCGAGGGCCGACAGUCAGAAAUCUUCCACAGACAAGCAGAAGGCAACUUUGACCCCAGCUGCUGCUUUACCAUCUACCAUGGCAACCACAUGGAGUCCGUGGACCUCAUCACCUCCAACCCCGAGGAGGCACGCACUUGGAUCACGGGCCUCAAGUACCUGAUGGCUGGCAUCAGUGAUGAAGACUCCUUGGCCAAAAGGCAGAGGACUCAUGAUCAAUGGGUGAAGCAGACCUUUGAAGAAGCCGAUAAGAAUGGCGAUGGCUUGCUGAAUAUUGAGGAGAUACACCAACUGAUGCACAAGCUCAAUGUCAACCUGCCUCGAAGAAAAGUCCGACAAAUGUUUCAGGAAGCUGAUACAGAUGAGAAUCAGGGGACUUUGACAUUUGAAGAGUUCUGUGUUUUUUACAAAAUGAUGUCCUUGAGACGGGACCUUUAUUUACUGCUUUUGAGCUACAGUGACAAGAAAGAUCACCUAACAGUAGAAGAACUGGCUCAGUUUUUGAAGGUGGAGCAAAAGAUGAACAAUGUGACUGCAGACUAUUGUCUUGACAUCAUAAGGAAAUUUGAAGUAUCAGAAGAAAAUAAAGCGAAAAAUAUUCUGGGCAUAGAAGGCUUCACUAACUUCAUGCGCAGUCCUACCUGCGACAUCUUCAACCCGCUGCACCACGAGGUCUAUCAGGACAUGGAUCAGCCGCUGUGCAACUACUACAUUGCUUCCUCUCACAACACCUACCUGACGGGGGACCAGCUCCUGUCCCAGUCCAAGGUGGACAUGUAUGCGCGGGUCCUGCAAGAUGGCUGCCGAUGUGUGGAAGUUGACUGUUGGGAUGGCCCAGAUGGAGAGCCAGUAGUCCACCAUGGUUAUACUCUGACUUCAAAAAUUCUCUUCAGAGAUGUCGUGGAGACCAUCAAUAAGCAUGCCUUUGUGAAGAAUGAGUUCCCUGUCAUCUUGUCUAUUGAGAACCAUUGCAGCAUCCAGCAACAGAGGAAGAUUGCCCAGUACCUCAAGGGAAUAUUCCAAGACAAGCUGGACCUGUCUACUGUCAACAUAGGGGAGACCAAGCAACUUCCAAGCCCUCAAAGUUUGAAAGGCAAAAUCUUAGUAAAGGGCAAGAAGUUGCCUUACCACCUUGGGGAUGAUGCUGAGGAAGGUGAAGUUUCUGAUGAAGACAGUGCCGAUGAGAUUGAAGAUGAUUGCAAAUUCAAGCUCCACUACAGUAAUGGGACCACUGAGCAUCAGGUGGAAUCUUUCAUAAGGAAAAAGCUGGAGUCAUUGUUGAAGGAAUCUCAAAUUCGAGACCGAGAAGAUCCUGACAGCUUCACAGUGAGGGCUCUGCUGAAGGCCACACAUGAAGGCUUGAAUGCACACCUGAAACGGCACCCAGAUGUGAAGGAGAGUGGAAAAAAAUCACAUGGACGAUCCCUCGUGACCAACUUUGGAAGACACAAGAAAACCACAAAAUCGCGCUCUAAAUCUUACAGUACUGAUGAUGAGGAGGAAGCACAGCAGAACCCUGGGAAGGACAUUGGUCAGCUGUAUAGGUUGGGUCGCCGAAGGAAAACCAUGAAGCUGUGCCGAGAGCUGUCUGACUUGGUCAUUUAUACCAACUCUGUGGCUGCCCAGGACAUUGUGGAUGAUGGAACCACAGGCAAUGUCUUAUCAUUCAGUGAGACCCGAGCUCAUCAGGUGGUUCAGCAGAAGUCAGAGCAGUUCAUGAUUUAUAACCAGAAGCAGCUCACGAGGAUUUACCCCUCGGCCUACCGCAUCGACUCCAGCAAUUUCAACCCCCUGCCCUACUGGAAUGCAGGCUGCCAGCUAGUGGCACUGAACUACCAGUCUGAAGGGCGGAUGAUGCAGCUAAACCGAGCCAAAUUCAAGGCCAAUGGCAACUGUGGCUACAUCCUGAAGCCCCAGCAGAUGUGCAAAGGCACUUUCAACCCUUUUUCUGGUGAUCCACUUCCUGCCAACCCCAAAAAGCAGCUCAUCCUGAAAGUGAUCAGUGGACAACAGCUCCCCAAACCUCCUGAUUCCAUGUUUGGAGACCGUGGUGAGAUCAUUGAUCCUUUCGUUGAAGUUGAAAUUAUUGGAUUGCCAGUAGACUGUUGUAAAGAUCAAACUCGUGUGGUGGAUGACAAUGGAUUUAACCCAGUGUGGGAAGAAACCCUGACGUUCACAGUACACAUGCCAGAAAUAGCCCUGGUUCGGUUCCUUGUGUGGGAUCAUGAUCCUAUUGGACGGGACUUUGUUGGGCAGAGGACUGUGACCUUCAGCAGCUUAGUCCCAGGCUACCGGCAUGUCUAUUUGGAAGGUCUGACAGAAGCAUCCAUAUUUGUCCACAUCACAAUCAAUGAAAUCUACGGCAAGUGGAGCCCUUUAAUACUCAACCCCAGUUACACUAUCUUGCACUUUCUAGGAGCUACAAAGAACAGGCAGCUCCAAGGGCUGAAGGGGCUGUUCAACAAGAAUCCCAGGUAUAGCGCUUCCGAGAGCAAUUCCCAUUAUGUUCGGAAACGAUCGAUCGGAGAUAGGAUCCUGCGCCGCUCAGCCAGCGCUCCGGCCAAAGGCAGAAAGAAGAGCAAAAUGGGUUUCCAGGAAAUGGUGGAGAUAAAGGAUUCUGUCUCGGAGGCCACGCGUGAACAAGACGGGGUGCUGAGGAGGACCCCUCGGAGUUUGCAAGCACGUCCUAUGUCCAUGCCUGUGGACAAAAGUCUCCUGGGGGCUUUUUCUCUGCCUCUGUCUACAAACCCAAAAGACACGGAAGGCAAGGAAAACUCUCUGGCAGAAGAUAAGGAUGGCAGAAGAAAAGGGAAGACAAGUGUAAAAGACCAACAUUUUCCAAACUUCAACAGCAAGUUGUCGUGUUCCUCUAGUGUUCCCCUCCUCAAAGACACCAGCCAAGGGGCCUCUGCAGUUUCUCCAAGCCACUUGUCAAUCACAGGCAGACUGGUGGGAGUGCCAGGUGCUUCAAGUGGAGGAUCCAAAUCAGACACGUCCCAUAAUUGCCAGGAGAGCCAGAGCCCCAACAAACCCCUUCUCCCAAGGCAGCAUUUAGCGCUUGACCCUGCAGUCCAGCUCACACAAGAUAUGAGUUGUGUGAAAGGCAAAGUACACGGCAACUCUGAGGACACUGCAGAAGGGACAGGCCUGUUGUCUGGAAGCGUCCUUUCUCAACGCAGCCUGGAGGUGAAGAGUCCAGAAGUGCCCUGGGGCAAGGGCAGAGCCACAACCUCUUUGUCUCUGUCUGACAUCUCUGGGCUCUGUUCUGACAAACCUGACCUACACUCCACCACUAUUCUGCAGGACAGUGACCUUUCCCAUCUCAUUGAUCAGGUGACUUUGACACAUGACAAUGACCCAGGCAGUUCUAUCUCUGCCCUAAUCAGCCAGUUGGAGGAGACCACCUCUCCUCUCUGGAGCUCCAGAGGGACCCCACACCAGCUCAGCAAGCAUGGCUUCCCCAAGGGAAAAGCCAAACCCUCCCCACUGUGUCCCCCUCCUGAGCUGCUGGUUCUCCCGGUUCCUAAGACCCGAGAUGUUGCUGGGCCAUCUCCCUGUCCCCUAGACUAUAAGACCAAACCAUAUGAUGACUUCUCUAGUAAGACCAAAAUAAAAGCUGUGGACAGCAACCCACCUAGGUCCUCUAAUACUCCUUCCUGCUGGUCACCAAAAUGCACCACCAAUGGGAGCGACUGGGUACAACCUAAGAACCACAUACCUGCCUCUUCCACCGACUGGACACUGGAAGAUGUGGUAACUGAAGCCGCUCUCUGCUUAAAUUCUGGAGAGAGCAGCCUCGUGGAGAUGGAUGGUGACUCAGAAAACCUGUCUCUGUCUAGUUCUGAGCAUAGGAGAGAGGGCACCAGCCUCCUCGUGUCUCCCCUCAAGCUGAAGUGCAGUCAGGAGGCAGUGGGAACUUUUCAGAGAGGCCCCAGAAAUGGCUACCAUAAAGAGACUCUCCACUCUCCUCUCCCGAAAGUGUUAAACAACAUUGAAUUUGGCAAACGCCAAAGUGUUUCUCGCCUGGCCUAUCAAGGUGCUGGUUGUGUGCAGAACAGUCUGUCAAAUCCCAGUGUGAGUGUGAGAAUGAACCAGACCUGCAUGCCCCUGUCUGGUACUGAAGACCUGCAUCGUUUCCCUGCAGCUAAGCAGUCCCCGCAGCCGCCCCUGCCUGCUUUGCAGCUGUCCAGCCCCUGCAAAUCCAAAAGCCUGGGGGACUUAACGUCAGAGGACAUUGCUUGCAAUUUUGAAAGCAAGUACCAGUGCAUUAGUAAGAGCUUUGUCACAACUGGCGUCAGAGAGAAGAAGGGCAUGAAUGUGAAGACGAACUCGUUAGAGCCCAUGGAUACCUUAACUGAGCAGCUGCGAAAGCUAGUGUCCUUGGACCAGGAGGACAGCUGCCAGGUGCUGUAUGCCAAACAGGAUGCCAGCCAGUUCCCCAGGGCGCUGGUCAGGAAGCUGUCCUCCAGAAGCCAGAGCAGAGUACGCAACAUCGCCAGCCGGGCCAAAGAGAAGCAGGAGGCCAGCAAGCACCGAGGCGGGAACCCCAGUAAUGUCACAGGGGUGGUUCUCCGUAACAAGCCCUCUGCCCCUCCGCCGACAGGCACCCGACACUCCACCGGCUCCUACAUAGCCGGCUACCUGGGCUCCAAGGGCGUGGAGGGUCGUGGCAUCCCCGAGGGCUGUGCUGCCCUGCGCCCCAGCCACCUCGACCAAUUCUGUGUGGAUAAUUCAGUCUUGCAGACCGAGCCGAGCAGUGAUGACAAACCUGAAAUCUAUUUUCUUUUGAGACUGUGACGAACCUCAAGUUGUGUUUUCAGUGUUUACAGGUGUCCCAUAGGACGUUCAGCCCUCAGCUUAUGAAAUGAUGUCAAGAGGUGUUUUGAAACUUGUCCCUUGGUCUCCCUUCUGUCCCAUGUGUUUGGAUUCCUGUUUAUGCCUUUGUAUAUAACCUUGGUGACAGUCCCUAUGUACCUAUGAUCUGUGACCCCUGAUGUGUAAACUCUACUGGUCUGAAAUGUGUGCAUGCCCUCGACAUGAAACUUCUCAGCAGCUUGGGUCAUAAUGUGCCAUGUGCUUCACCAAGAUGUUCUUCCCUUUCCCCACAGAUCACUGUCACAAGCCUAAUCACCUUCACUAUCUGUUGAGUUAAUGAAGAGACAUCACAAAGGACAAAGGGAUGAAUUCUUGCUUUUAAAACCAUUCCCAUCUUUUCUUCUUUAUCGAGAUGCCCACAUGCACUUUUACAGCUCAGUUUAAAGAAGGUCAAAAUAGUGACCUUCCACUGAUGAUCUCCUCUUCUCCCCCCCACUCCGCCCCCGCCCCAGCAUGAGAGAUCCAAGGACGUGGGUCUCUGUCCCCUCAUAGCCCCUCAUUUUAGAGUGGACUGUGGGGGCAUGAGGAAUGAAGCAAACUUCUGUAUAUAGGGAUACAACUGUUUGUUCUACAUAAAUUUUGUUACAUAUUUUUGUUAAUGGCUUUGUAUGUAACAAGAACCCAGUUGCCAAGCUAUUUGUUGUACCUUUUGACUUUUUCUGAUUAAAUUAUAGAGUACAGAUGAUGGUUUUCAGAAUGAGGGCUCCUAUAUUGGAUGCCAACAGUCAUGACAGCACAAAUUGAAAGCUUCCCCAAAGCUUUCAAGAAAAAAAAAUAUUUUCUCAUAAUAAAGUUCAAGUGAAUAGAUGAUCAGAAGAUAUCUUUUCCCUGCAGGGAGACAGGUAACUCUAUUUUAGUACCAAUGCACGUUAUAUUCACUGUGAAUCCAUUUUUUAAUUGCAUGUUCAAAUGUUUGUCUUUGCUUUUUUUUUUUUGUAACAUAAAUAGGAAUGAUUCUCUUCUUGGAAUUCAUGAAAGUAUAAUUAAAGCAAAUUUUGAAGAA
This is a messenger RNA of Erinaceus europaeus (western European hedgehog), 6539 nucleotides long. It is a transcript of the gene PLCH1, whose product is annotated as phospholipase C eta 1. The record is from RefSeq and is a predicted model, not a curated record. The transcript is spliced from 23 exons. Gene Ontology annotation, biological process: lipid metabolic process; phosphatidylinositol-mediated signaling. The coding region runs from base 446 to 5458 and encodes 1670 amino acids. Gene Ontology annotation, molecular function: calcium ion binding; phosphatidylinositol-4,5-bisphosphate phospholipase C activity. NCBI's taxonomy places the organism in Eukaryota, Metazoa, Chordata, Mammalia, Eulipotyphla, Erinaceidae.